AUGAAUAUUAUUUUGAUUUCCUUAAUUGCCUCAAUUCAAGCACUUCCAUUAUACUUGGGAAUCUUUGCAAAUGAUUAAUCAGAAUCGAGAGUUUACAUGAGAUUAAAAGUAUUGGAUGCAGUUAAAAUAUUGAUGAAUCGCUACCCUUAAGAUUAAGAUGUUUAAUAUAUGUACUAUGAACUAACUAAUAAUAAAACAUACAGAUCUCCUCCUAAUCUUCACAUCACAACAUUUUAUAUAGGAGAUAAUAAAGAUGCAGAAUAAUCAGAGUAUUAUAAAAAUUUCAAAGUAAAUCUCCCAUAAGAAAUGUAAAUUUAUGCCGUAGCCUUAUUGCCAAAGAGAGUUAUCGCAUGUGUUGUUAGGAGAGAGGAUUAUGCAGUGCCUAUAGAAAACAAAUUCCCUCACAUGACAACUUUAGUGGGAAAUUGGACAGCUGUUGAUUCUAAUAUAUUCAUGGCUAAUUUAUUUGAUGACUAUGGACCAUUGAAUAAUAUUUAUUAUAGCUUAUUCGAGUAAUCAGAAAUAAAAGUUUACAGCACUCUAAUAAAUGGAAAAGGAGAAAAGAAUCUACCUGCAUAUGUAGUUAAAAUGCCAUUUAGCAUUGAUGGAUCAACCUAAUAUGGGUUUCAAUGA
This is a messenger RNA of Paramecium tetraurelia, 633 nucleotides long. RefSeq lists its product as uncharacterized. NCBI's taxonomy places the organism in Eukaryota, Ciliophora, Oligohymenophorea, Peniculida, Parameciidae. The transcript has 2 exons. The record is from RefSeq and is a predicted model, not a curated record.